Molecule: messenger RNA, 3735 nt
Organism: Xenopus laevis (African clawed frog)
Lineage: Eukaryota; Metazoa; Chordata; Amphibia; Anura; Pipidae
Gene: cdh5.L
Product: cadherin 5 L homeolog
Exons: 13
Coding region: 196-2589 (797 amino acids)
Biological process (GO): adherens junction organization; cell adhesion; homophilic cell-cell adhesion
Cellular component (GO): catenin complex; plasma membrane; bicellular tight junction
Molecular function (GO): protein phosphatase binding; beta-catenin binding; calcium ion binding
Source: RefSeq, a predicted model, not a curated record
UUGGACAUUCAGCUGUUAAACUCCUCCAUUUGUCCACCACCAAACUGGUAAUCUGUGCGUGAUUUGGUAUCCAGUGGAUUAAUACAGAUUUCUGAAUUGUUUGAAGUUUUACAUUUUGUCAGCAAGCAGGUCCCUCACUCUUUGACCGAGUAAGGACUGACGCAUGGACACUGCCUUGACGGGGCACGUCAGCUAAUGAAUACAAAGGUGGAGAGUAAGAAAAACCAUGGUGGUUACCAGCUAAUUGCUGGUGCGCCUACGAUGAAGGUGCAAAGGCUUCAAUUUCUGAUCAUAAUGUGUUGCUCUUUGCCUUUGCUCCUAUUCAGCAAAGAGAUCACAAAUUCUGAAACACCUCCACACAAAAACAGCAGGCGUGUCAAGAGAGGAUGGAUAUGGAAUCAAAUGUUUAUUUCAGAGGAACAAAAAACUGGAAACCUUCCGCAUUAUGUGGGAAAGUUACAGCUCAAUUCCAGCAGUUUACACGAAAAUGCCAAAUUUGCCAUCCAAGGGGAGUUUGCCAACACAAUUUUUAGGGUUAAUGAGAGAAAUGGUGAUAUCUACUGCUUUGAAAGACUAGACCGUGAGAAGAAGUCGGAAUAUCACUUGAUGGCUCUACUGGUGGACAAAAGAACAAACAAAACUAUGGAGCAUCCUUCCAACUUUGUUAUCAAAGUUAUUGAUAUAAAUGACAAUGCACCAGAAUUUACACAGAAAGCUUUCAAUGGAUCUGUGAACGAGAUGUCAGACAGAGGUAUUUUUGUGACAAAAGUCAACGCUGUGGAUAAAGAUGAUCCUACAAUAGGUGGAAAUGCAGAUGUAACCUACAGAAUAAUCCAAGGACAAGAGUACUUUACAAUUGAUAACAGUGGGACAAUUUAUACUGCAAUACCUAAUUUAGACAGAGAGCAGAAAGAUACCUAUGAAGUUGUGGUGGAGGCCAGAGAUUCCCCAGGACAAACCAUUUACCUGGCAAACACAGCCACAGUAACCAUCCACUUGACAGACAUUAAUGACAAUUUUCCAACCUUCACUGAGAGUGAGUUUAAGUUCAAUGUUCCAGAAAACCUGAAGGUUGGGGGAGAAGUGGGAAGACUGAAAGUAGAAGAUAUUGACGAGCCUCAAAACAGAAACACAAAGUAUAGUUUCUUGAAGGAAAGGUUCCAGGAGAUGUUUGCUGUUACCACAAAUGCGAUCACUAAUGAAGGAAUUUUGAUAUUAAAAAAGCCCCUGGACUACGAGAGUGCUAAACAGUAUAAGAUGGACAUUGAAGCCACAGACCCCCUUAUCGACUUACGUGUGGCAAAACAGCCUAGACCCAAGAGCAUUACAAAUAUCAUCAUUAAUGUCCUUGAUGUGGAUGAGCCCCCAGUGUUCUCCAAACCAUUCUACAAAUUUGAAAUUUCAGAGGAUUCUAAAUUAAAUAAUAUCAUUGGAUUUGUCUCAGCAAAAGAUCCUGAUGCUGCCAACAGAAACAUCAGAUAUUCUAUGAGAAGUUUCAAAGAUGAACCAAUCAAGGUAACAAACAAUGGAAAUAUAAUCAGUGUCAAGAUGCUUGACAGAGAGACUGUGGAUUGGCACAAUUUUACUGUAGUAGCUGAGGAAGUUGACCCAAGUAACCCUCCUAUUAAAAAAGAGUCAUUGGGACUUGUUUUUAUAAAAGUGCUUGACGUAAAUGACAAUGCUCCAGAAUUUGCGGAUCGAUAUGCACCCAGAGUGUGUGAAAAUGCAGCCCACCAAACGGUCAUAACAAACAUUUCUGCUACUGAUAAGGAUGAAAUGAAGCCCGGAAUGAAGUUUACAUAUUAUUCGGCUAAAAAAGAAAACAAUUUCACAGUGCAAGAUAAUCAUGACAACACAGCUACCAUCCUGGUCAAAUAUGGAUACUUUAAUAGAGAAGUGGCAAAGUUUCAUUAUCUACCUAUUGUGAUCUCGGACAAUGGACAGCCAGAGCAGAGCAGCACCAAUACCCUUACAAUUACUGUGUGCAAAUGCAAUGAAAAAGGAGAAUUCACAUUCUGUGAGGAGUCUGCAAAGCUGGCUGCAGUUUCUGUUCCAAUGAUUGUCAUAAUACUUGUGUCUUUAUUUUUAAUUAUUUUGGUUGUCACAAUAUUGGCAGUCCUAAGGAGAAUGCAGACGAAACAUACCAACAUCUUAGGGAAAAACACAGCGGAGAUUCACGAGCAGCUGGUCACUUAUGACGAGGAAGGUGGAGGAGAAAUGGAUACAAACAGUUAUGAUGUAUCUGUAUUGAAUUCUGUGCGCAGAAAUGUUCAAAGGCCCAGGCAAGAAAUGGAAGCAAGUCCCUACCUGUAUGCCCAUGUCCAAAAACCAGCAAGAAAUGGAGACAUGUCUUUCAUGAUUGAAGUGAAGAAGGAUGAAGCAGACAAUGAUGGGGAGGGAUUACCAUAUGACACCCUUCACAUAUUUGGGUAUGAAGGGUCAGAAUCUAUUGUGGAGUCACUCAGCUCCAUAGAAUCUGGGUCUUCAGAAUCAGAUAUAGACUAUGAUGUAUUGAAUAAUUGGGGACCUAGAUUUAAGAUGCUAGCUGAUCUUUAUGGUCUGGAACAAAUUGAAGACUUUCCUUAUUAGUGCUGCAAUACGAAACAUGAUAAAAUCUAAGAUCAGUUGCCAUCUAGUGCCUAAAUCUAUUGUGGAUAGAAAUAGAAAUUACUGGCCCACAAAGGAAAAUUUUCCAGGUGCUUCUCUUUUUAAAGCCUUAUGGAAGAUGAUCUGUGUUGCACAAAUAUAUUCUAAUUGUGCAUCAGUCAAGUCUUCUUUUCUUUAUCCCCCUUCCCCACAGAGUACGGGUCUGUUGUCACAGUAUUAAACAUCAGCUUGUCAUCAGUUUUGUUUUUAUUUUUUUUAUUUGAUGAAAAAGACUUGAGCAUGCCCUGAGAAAGUUUGAGACCAAAACUAAAUUACCUGAAUAAGAAGGGAAUAAAUAACUAAUCACCUCCAUGAAUCAAAUUAAACAGAAUUUAUAGUUAAUGUUUUUACAUGGCUUUCAGAUAAAUCAGUCGACUGGUAGUGCUAUUCAUAAUACGUGGAAGAGAAAUGUCUGCCAGUGAAGGUGUUAAGCAUCAUUAAUCUCUAUCCACCUUUAAAAAACAGUGAAUAAAAAUAAUUUUAAUAAUCUUCUUCUUGCAUGUAAAUGGCUGUCACACAUUUUCUCACUUGCUUUAAGCAAUUUGUGCUCUGCUGACUACUAUUAACACUAUAUAUUAAUCUGUCCUUCCUCAGGGAUACAUUUGUAAAUAAUUACUUGAAAUUAGAUUCUUCUAAUCAGUUGCCCCUGACAUUGAAUUUGUGCUGUAAGAAUAAGACACACUCGUUUAAUGUAAUUGCAUCCUUUCUGGCUAACCAUGAAUUAGAAGUGCUAAGUUUUAAAUGGAUUGGAUAAAAUAUUUUCUCAUUUUCAUAUUCAUUGGCACAAGUUACACUGUCAUCAUCAUUUGUGAUAUUUCUCACUAACCGUAAUUAAUGUUUUUUUUUUUUCCAACAAGAAUUUAGUAUGAGUAGUAUUUUGUGCUGUCUGUAAUGUAUGCUGUCCCCAUUUUGGUUUUUGUUGUAGGUUUUUGUAUGUACUGUAUGAUGCCUCUUUGCAUUUGAAUUUGUGUCUGCAUACAAAUUUGUAUUAAAAUAAUAAUACAUUUUUUUAAAAAAACAGAACAUAACAAUUGACGGGUUUUUUACAUUUUCUUUAAAAUAAAGUAGUAAAACUACUGAGACUUGAAA